CGCGUGACACGGCCGCGCGCGCCUCCUCCCCGGCGCUGUUGUUUCAUUUGCGCCAUUUUGUCCGCUCACUUUGUUGAUUGGGCUUCAGAGCUGAACUGGAGCCAAUCAGAGGGGAACCGGACAGCACACACACGGGAGGAUUUAUACAGAAAUAAGCUAUGGAGCAGUACACCACUGCAACCACUACCACUGGGGAGCAGAUAGUGGUGCAGACAGCCAAUGGACAGAUCCAACAGCAGACACAGGGCACAGUGACGGCUGUGCAGCUGCAGACAGAGGCGCCGGUGGUGACGGCCUCAGGCCAGCAGGUGCAGACACUCCAGGUAGUCCAAGGACAGCCUCUGAUGGUGCAGGUGAGCGGCGGGCAGCUCAUCACGUCAUCGGGACAGCCCAUCAUGGUGCAGGCCAUGUCGGGGGGUCAGGGGCAGACCAUCAUGCAGGUCCCUGUGUCUGGUGCUCAAGGACUACAACAGAUCCAGCUGGUGCAGCCGAGUCAAAUCCAGCUGCAGGGAGGUCAGACUCUACAGCUUCAGGGCCAGCAGGGUCAGCCUCAGCAGAUCAUCAUCCAGCAGCCGCAGACCGCCAUCACUGCAGGACAGAACCAGGGGCAGCAGAUCAGCGUGCAGGGGCAGCAGGUGGCUCAGACAGCAGACGGACAGACCAUCGUCUACCAGCCCGUCAAUGCAGACGGCACCGUCCUGCAGCAGGGAAUGAUCACAAUUCCAGCUGCCAGCUUGGCCGGCGCUCAGAUCGUACAAGCAGGCGGUGCCAACACAAACACCACCAACAGCGGCCAAGGCACUGUGACCGUCACCCUGCCCGUCUCUGGAAACAUGGUCAAUGCAGGUGGAAUGGUCAUGGUAAGACCCUGUGCAGAGAUGGUGCCCGGAGGGAGUGGAGUUCCCACAAUGCAGCGUAUCCCCCUGCCGGGAGCAGAAAUGCUGGAGGAGGAGCCUUUGUACGUCAACGCCAAGCAGUACCACCGCAUCCUGAAGCGGAGGCAGGCCCGGGCCAAGCUGGAGGCCGAGGGAAAGAUCCCCAAAGAGAGACGGAAAUACCUGCACGAGUCGCGCCACCGUCACGCCAUGCAGCGUAAACGAGGGGACGGCGGCCGCUUCUACUCACCGAAGGAGAAGGAGGAGAUGGCUCUGGCGCUAGCUCAGGUGCGGAGCUGGCAGGAAGUGGGACAGGCAGCAGCAGACGAGACGGUGGCUCAGAUGAUCCGAGUCUCAUAACGACCCCCCACCCCCACCCCCACCCCGCCUCCAUCCCACAAUAUGUCUGAACUCUACCAGGUCUGAAGGCUCUUCAUCCCGGUUUACCAUCUGUUUAUUUGGUUUGGGGUAAAUUCUGAGAAUUUGUUGCCUUUUGAUAUUUUUGUAAAUGGUACCUUUUUUUUUUUUGUUUUUUGUUUUUCUGUCAGGACACUCUCACUGUCAUUAUUUGUUCCGUCUUCUGUGGGAUGCCCCUUGUCCUGAGGUUUAUUUUUUAGACUCAUUCUGUGUGUGAGUGGGCACGAGAUCUUUCUUUCAGCCUGCGUCCGCUGAACAAAAGCUUAAAUGUGACUGUAAUAUAAAGAUAUUGUUUAUGUGAAGAGACGAGGGUCUUCUUUCCCCCGUCUGCUCCUAAUUUGCUCCCCUUUUGGCAUUUGCAUUUUAUACAGUUUGUUAGUGGUUGUGUUUGUACUCAUUUUAUUCAUGUAGUUACUUCUUCUGAAUUCAGGUUUUCAUUGUAGAUAUUAUUAUAUUUGUUUGUAUUUUUCCCAUCAUAUGCAGUGUAUUGCAUUGAUGAGACAAUGCCCUAAUUAAAUUUUACAAACUG
This is a messenger RNA of Salarias fasciatus (jewelled blenny), 1821 nucleotides long. It is a transcript of the gene nfyal, whose product is annotated as nuclear transcription factor Y, alpha, like. The transcript is spliced from 10 exons. Gene Ontology annotation, cellular component: CCAAT-binding factor complex. The record is from RefSeq and is a predicted model, not a curated record. Gene Ontology annotation, molecular function: DNA-binding transcription factor activity; DNA binding. Lineage: Eukaryota; Metazoa; Chordata; Actinopteri; Blenniiformes; Blenniidae. Gene Ontology annotation, biological process: regulation of DNA-templated transcription. The coding region runs from base 159 to 1235 and encodes 358 amino acids.